CCCCACCUGAUUUAAUAGUGCAAUCUGUUGUAGCGUCGUUAAAUUAUUAAAUCUGCGUCAUUCCGUGUAACGGAAUAUCCGAAUUACUCAGUCAGCUCGAGACAGAAUCGUUCAUUUGAAUCGAUUCUUUCGAAUCAGUUCAAACCUGUUUUAUACUUAUGCAUUAGGUGUUGCGAGACAGAGACUACGUUUACAUGGACAGCAUUAAUCUAAUUAUUGACCUUAAUCUGAGUAAGAUAAUGUGAUUAAGGUGUUUACAUGAGCCGCUUUUAGAAUACUCCAAUCAUGUACCCGUUUUACUUGUUAUGGAACAUAAUUAGAUUAACAGCCCGCGUCAUUACGUCACCGCGCCAUGCCGACCGACGUCCCUCCAGAAUUUCACAUAUCAACAUACAGUUCGUCUUCGUUAUGUUUCAGCACGGUGUCAUCGUAGCGGUGGACUCCCGAGCGACAGCUGGUUCGUACAUCGCGUCUCAGACAGUGAAGAAGGUCAUUGAGAUCAACCCAUAUCUACUGGGUACCAUGGCAGGCGGAGCUGCUGACUGCAGUUUCUGGGAGCGCCUACUGGCGAGGCAGUGCCGCAUCUAUGAGCUGCGCAACAAGGAGCGCAUUUCCGUAGCGGCCGCCUCCAAACUGCUGGCUAACAUGGUGUACCAGUACAAAGGAAUGGGUCUGAGCAUGGGAACCAUGGUCUGUGGCUGGGACAAGAGGGGACCAGGGCUCUACUAUGUGGACUCUGAAGGGAACCGUGUGUGUGGUGAUAUGUUUGCUGUAGGCUCAGGUUCUAUGUACGCCUAUGGAGUCCUUGACAGUGGCCACCGCACUGACCUGACCAUCGAGGAGGCCUGCGAUCUUGGCCGCCGUGCCAUCUACCAAGCCACCUUCCGUGACGCCUACAGUGGUGGCCAAGUCAACCUUUACCGUGUACACAGUGAGGGCUGGGAGAGGGUCUCGCAAGAUGACGUACUCGCGCUCCACCAUCAAUUCCAGAGUCAGAAAGCCUAGUGAGAGGAACGGGUUGGGAGGGGUGGGAUAUGACAGAGGGAAGUCAAAGGUUCUGAGGGUUUCAGGGUUAACAUGAAGAGUACAGUUAAGAGAGCAAGUGGAAGAAAGGCAUGUCUAGGGGCACAACUCUGGUCUUGGCAAGCCUGAUUUAGUACAUUAUGAUCACUUCUUUCUUCUAACACAACAGUUAAACUUGGAAGAAUUGUGGCAGUGAAUCAGAUAGGGAACUGGUUGGGACCCUAGAAAUGCAGAAGUUAUGCUACUUUUUGAAUUUGUGCUCUCUCUGUCAUUCCACUGUAACCUAUUUACCACAGUCUCUUUGUUUUUGUUUUGCAAUAUAUAGUUACAUUUAUUUAGUCAAUAGCUCAGUGAUAUGACCUUGUCAGGCAUACCUCAUGUUUGGUGUGAUUGAUAUUACACAUUGCAUCCUAGUGGCCAUAUUGAGCUGGCCAGCUCUGUCAAAGCUCUGUCAAAUUACUUCACUACAUAACCGUUGUUAACACUUGCAAUAAACCCUGGAAUUGUUUUUGUUA
Molecule: messenger RNA, 1538 nt
Organism: Ictalurus furcatus (blue catfish)
Lineage: Eukaryota; Metazoa; Chordata; Actinopteri; Siluriformes; Ictaluridae
Gene: psmb5
Product: proteasome 20S subunit beta 5
Exons: 3
Coding region: 286-1005 (239 amino acids)
Cellular component (GO): proteasome core complex
Molecular function (GO): threonine-type endopeptidase activity
Source: RefSeq, a predicted model, not a curated record